UCCAGGCUCUGAGCCAUCAGCCCAGAGCCCGACGCGGGGCUCGAACUCACGGACCGCGAGAUCGUGACCUGGCUGAAGUUGGACGCUUAACCAACUGCGCCACCCAGGCGCCCCAGGAAUGUGAUUUUUAAUGUACUUAAGUACUGUAGUUCUGGAGACAGUCUGCUCUUGAUCCUGUGUUACAGGGACCACAGACAUUACUGUGAGGUUUCUAAGGUGCCCUCAGAACCUUGAUUCGAAAUAAAGAGUUUGAUGAAUCUCUAGUAUCAUAUCAUCGUGUGUAGGAACAGUGUGUCUAAGGGGUACUUGGAUAGCUUAGUUGGAAGCUCAUGGGACUCUUGAUCUUGGGGUCAUGAGUUUAAGCCCCAUUUGGGAUGUAGAAAUUGUUCAAAUAAGUAAAACUUAAAAAAAAAUCUGUAAACAUUCUGUGUGAUCACAGGUGCUGGUUUAGAAUUGUUUUCUCUAACUCCAGGUAUUUGAAGUGUUUAAUAGAUAUAAGAAGUGUCUGUGAAUUAAACAUGGAGAGGCUUUUCCCAGUUAACAGGGAAGCAGCACGUAAGAAAAAUAGAACUUAGUAAGUUUCUUGCAAGAUUCUUAGCCUCCAAUGUAUCUUAUGAUAUUUCUGCUCUAUUAAAUAUUAUAAAACCAAUCCAAGAUUAUUUCACUUACAAGUCACACAAGGUAUUUGCCUGACAUUCCAUUAUGCAUGUAUCCUGUCUUUCUUUUCUUUUUCUUUUUCCUUAAAUAGGCUUCAUGCCCAGCACAGACCUCAACACAAGCUUGAACUCAGGACCAGAGAUCAAGACCUGAGUUGAGAUCAAGUUUUGGACCCUUAACUUACUGACCCAGGCGCCCCUUGUAUUUCAGUACCUUUCACAAAUCAUGCUUAACUUUUACUAAUUUUAUUUAACUGAGGUUUUAACAAAUUGAUACCUAUAGAUUGUGAAAAUAGUAGUAAUUUUGUUUCCAGUAUACAUCGUUUAAGCAGGAACUAAUGUUUUCUGUGUUGAGUUCCAAGGUCUUAGGAAUAGUACUUUUGUUUCUGGAAAAAAACAAUGAUUCCUUCUGUUGCCUUCCUAAUAUGGAGCCCUUCUUGCAUUCAUUAAAACCAGGUUUCCAUGAGGCAGGAACCUGCAGCUUUGUUGGACAGCAAUCAGUGCAUCUACAGUUUUCUGAGAUCUCUAGGGUGGUAUUCACGGUUUAUAGUUGCUUAUAGAAAGGGUGUUCAUAAAUAAUGGAACAUUUUCAUUAGCAAAAAUUGCAUGUAAAUACCACCAUCCAUCUUGAAAUGGCAAAGUGUAAACAUAAAGCUAAAUAUAGAUCUGGUUUAUUUACAGAACACAGCUAAGCAGUGUUUUUGUAUAUCAUUAAUUGAAUGCACUAACUUUCUGCACAGCGCAGCCAGGUUCUCAUCACCUGUCUGCCCCUAAUUAAUGAGUGAAUGUAGACAAGCACUUAACCUCUCUGUUCUUCUGUGGUCCUUAUGUUUCUAAGGAAGGCAGCAGUGCCUGCCUCAUGUAUUUAAUGAGAAAUAAGUUAUUUCAUGGGUGGUAGUUAUACUAUUGUUUCACACAUAGCAAGUGUUGUGUAAUGGUUGUUCAUGCAACUCUUGGAAGGCCUCAAAUGACUGAAGAACUUUAAGUAAUUAUUUGAAAGUAAGAAGUGUUGGUGAGUGGAGAAUAUCAGAUUUCAGUUGACAUGAUUUGUCUGGCCUCUGCCUCCUAUUCCCACGCAGGAUCCUCUAGCCCAGAAGACAAGUAUCAGUCACUGAGGACAGACAGGAUGGCCACCAGGGAUCUGGCAAUAAGAGUGAUCUUCUUAAUCCAGACUGUGGUUGGAAUCCUGGGGAACUUGUCUCUUCUUUACCAUUAUGUCCUUUUUUCUUUCACUAGGUGUAGGCCAAGGCCCACAGAUUUGAUUGUCAAGAACCUGAUUGUAGCCAACAUUUUGGUCCUGGUCUCUUUUGGAAUACACCAUACCCUGUCAACUUUUGGGUGGUAUAACAUGUUCAGUGAUUUUGGAUGUAAAUUCUUCCCCUAUGUUCGCGGCGUGGGCAGGGGCGUGUCCAUUGGCAUGACCUGCCUCUUGAGUGUCUUCCAGGCCAUCACGAUCAGCCCCCAGAACUCCAGAUGGACAGCGCUUAAAGAGAAAGCUCUCAAGUGCCUUGUCCCUUCACUUGUCCUAUGCUGGGUCUUGCAGAUAUUGAUAAAUAUCAUGUAUCCUUUGGUUAUGGGUAGCACUUUGAACAAGAAUAACAUCACAAACAGAAAAAGUUUCGGGUACUGUUCAGCUGUUCGUCAUGAGAAAACCAGAAAUUCAUUGAAUACAAUGUUGUUAACAUUACCUGAUGUGUUGUAUGUGGGGCUCAUGCUCUGGGCCAGCGUUUCUAUGGUUUUCCUUCUGUACCAGCACAAGCAGAGGGUCCAACACAUUCAUCGGACCAGCGUCUCCUCCACAUCAUCCCCUGAGUCCACAGCCACCAAAACCAUUUUCCUCCUGGUGUGUACCUUUGUCUACUUUAAUACCCUUUCAUCGGUCUUUCAAAUUGUUUUGUCUGUUUUUGACUGUCCCACCUGGUACCUCUUGAACACCAGUUCAGUGAUCACUCUGUGUUUCCCAGCUGUCAGUCCCUUUCUGCUCAUGAGCCGAGACCCCAGGGUAUCCAUGGUCUGCUUUCCCUGUAUAAGGAAUAUAAAAUGCCCUCAUUUUAUGAGAAUUGUGUAAAUUGUAGGAAUUUCCAUAAUGUUCCUCAUGUCAGUUAUUCCUUCUUCACCUCUGAGUCCUGUAUAAUUGUGAGAGGCUAACUUAAUAAUGGUAAGCAGAACAUGUUUAACAUCUCCUUUAAAGUGAAAAAUAAGUUACAAUAGUAAUCAUAAUGCAAUAUUAUAUCAUUAUCUUAUAAAUCCUUAUUGAAGUUUUGCUAAUGAUUUUAGUGGAGGAGUUCAUAAAUUAUGCAAUUUCAAUCAUCAGAUCCUGAAACAAUCUGGAUAUUAUGCAGAACUCUUUGGGAGUGUCAUGUAAAUUUGUUACAGCAAAUAUCCCUGAAGUGAUGUAGGCAUGGAAUUAAAGCCAAAGGAGCCUGGAAAUGGAUCAGCCUGUGGCUGCUCAACACUGACACUGAAGAGAAUGGUAUCAGAGGAAAAAUUCAGUAAAUGAAUAAAGCCUUGGACACCCAGUUAUGAUUGUGGCACAUUUCAUCCUUAGGAAGGUGGUAGGUAGUCAGGUGAAGUAUGAUGUUAUGGGAACGUGGGAGGUGAGCAUGAGUAAACAUUUUCAGAUAGAAAUGGUCAGAUUGGACUGGAGCGGAUAGUGGAGAGCAUAGAUUAAAAUUUUAGCUGAUUUAAAAAAAUUUUUAUUUUAGAGAGAGAGUGUGAGAAUAGAGGGUCAGAAGGAGAGAGAGAAUCGAGCUGCAUGAUAAAUGUGGAGCCUGCUUGAGAUUCUCUCUCUGUCCCUCUGCCCCUCUCCCAGCCUUGUGCCCUGUCUCUCUUUCUAAAAGAAAAAAAUAUAUAAAAGUAUGUUUUAAAAAUAUAUAAAGGCACAUUCUCCUGUCAUAAGGGUGUCGCUCAAGGAAAGUUCACAAAGUGAUCACACUCUGUACCAGGUAUUUAGUUCAAUAGAUAAAAUAUUGUCAGACUCAGAAGCCCCUGGUGCUCCUUACCAGUCAGUCCUCAUCACGGUCAUACAUGCCGUGACAUGGAACAGCAUAGGUCACUUUAGGCUCUUUAGUACUGAUAUAAAGGAAGUAAUAGAGCACGAACUCUUUGUAUUUGGCUUUUGUCAUUUUUUCUGUUGUUUGUGAACUUACUGCUGCAUGUUGUUACUGAUCAUUCAUUGGCAUUGCUGAAGAGAGGGUUCUCCUGCAUAAAUUUGAAACUAUUAACUCAGUCACUCCACUUUUAAUUAGGAUAGUGGUGGUUUUCAGUUUGGGUCUAUUAGGAAUAAUGCUGUACGUAAAUUUCUACCAUGCUUUGUUAGCACGCAUAAAACUUUCUGCUGGCCAUAGAAGUAACAAUGGAGUUGAAUGGUGACAGGUUUACAUCUCUGCACCUUUAGGAAACAGUGCCCAAGGAGUUUGAAAAAUUGUACAAACGUUCACACCCACCAGCAGUGUAGGAGGUUUCUGGUUUGUGGACAUGCUUGUCAACAGUGUUGUUUCUUUUUUCCUUUUUCUUUUUGACUUCUGGUUGGUGUUCACUGGUAUGAAGUAGUGAACUUCUUUUUUUUUUUAAUUUGUCUUAAAAAAUGUUUAUUUUUGAGAGA
Felis catus (domestic cat) is the source of this 4260-nucleotide messenger RNA. RefSeq names its product vomeronasal type-1 receptor 4. Gene Ontology annotation, biological process: G protein-coupled receptor signaling pathway. Bases 1699 to 2724 code for a protein of 341 amino acids. Gene Ontology annotation, molecular function: pheromone receptor activity. Lineage: Eukaryota; Metazoa; Chordata; Mammalia; Carnivora; Felidae. Gene Ontology annotation, cellular component: membrane. The transcript has a single exon. The record is from RefSeq and is a predicted model, not a curated record.